CUCAAUCAAAACCUCACUGUUCAAAACCCUAAUCAAUACAAGCAAUCCCUACAUUCCAUGCCUUGCUUGUAAACCCUUCUCAACGCCCCAAUUUCCCGAAACUGCAGCUCUUAAGCUUGGGGAAUCUUGUAUCGUUUACAGCUUGCGUACGCGCAUACUGAUCAAUUCAUCAGAUUUUGGGAUUUGCAAGAAUGACUUCGAGGAGGAAGGUGGGGGAUGAGAGAUUGUACUACACUCCACCAGCGAUGAGAAGAUACAAGCAGCAGCAGCAACAGCAGCAGAAGCAGCAAAAGUCAAAGUCUUCGUCUGUAUCAUCGUUAGAAAGAAGGGGAUUAGAGUCGGAUUCAAAUUUGGAUCGAUUCUUGGAGCACACAACACCGUCUGUAUCGGCUCAGCAUUUUCCUUGGACAAGUGUGCAUUCUUGGAGAAAUUGUAAUCAUGAGUUUCAUCCAUACUUCUUCAUUCUUGGUGACCUAUGGGAGUCUUUCAGAGAGUGGAGUGUUUACGGAGCUGGAGUUCCUUUAGUCUUGAAUGGAACUGAUUCUGUUGUCCAAUAUUAUGUGCCAUUUCUCUCCGGCAUUCAACUUUAUGUAGAUCCUUCAAGGAAUGUUGUGGAGAGAAGACCAGGAGAAGACAGCGAUGCCAAUUCAUCCGGCAGUGAUGGUGAAAAUGAAUGCAGACCUGAGAGAGGGACCGGUACUAGCAAUCACACUGAACUACUCUUUGAAUACUUUGAAAGGGAACUUCCAUUUCAUCGUGAACCAUUAGCUGACAAGAUAUCAAUUCUUGCCUCUCAUUUUCCAUUGCUAAAAACACACCGGAGUUGUGACCUGACUCCAGCAAGCUGGAUUUCUAUCUCCUGGUACCCUAUAUAUAGGAUUCCCGUAGGUCCAACUCUGCAAAAUGUUGAUACCUGUUUUUUAACUUAUCAUUCCCUAGCAAAACCUAUAAUGAGUAGUGAUGGGGGUCGUGAUUGUGGAAGCAAGCUUUCACUACCAACAUUUGGGCUUGUUCCAUACAAAUUCAAAGUCUCCGACUGGAAUCAUCAAAAUGGAGUACAAGAAGGCCAGAAGAUGAGCUCUCUCUUGCAAGAUGCUGACAACUGGCUUCGUGUGUUGCAAGUCAAUCACCCUGAUUACAGCUUUUUUACAACCCGUGGUACAUCAUGGAGAUAGAAGCACAUAGUAAGUACCCUAUCCAGGUUGCUCAAUACUGCAGGGCAGCAUAUGUAUUCAGCCUUACUGCUGUUUCUUUCUAAACGUUUUCGGGUAGAGAGGAUUAUUAGAAAAAUAGAAGAAGAAAGAAACUAUGGCAACUAUGUAAAUAGCUUUCCCGCUACCAAACACAGCUACAGAUAUAGAUGGAUGAUGGGGACUCCUUGAUAACUGGUUGGUUUUUUUGCUGGAAUUUUGGGUUUUUGCAUAGCAAUUUGUUGUGUUUAUGAUUAUGAUGAUGAAACUGUUGUGUAUACAAACUUACUUUUUUGCUAUGUUAUAUACCAUUACAGAUUUAUAGUGUGGCUU
Messenger RNA from Andrographis paniculata, 1523 nucleotides. RefSeq lists its product as uncharacterized. Lineage: Eukaryota; Viridiplantae; Streptophyta; Magnoliopsida; Lamiales; Acanthaceae. The record is from RefSeq and is a predicted model, not a curated record. Bases 192 to 1175 code for a protein of 327 amino acids. The transcript is spliced from 6 exons.